This is a messenger RNA of Uranotaenia lowii, 2694 nucleotides long. RefSeq lists its product as uncharacterized. NCBI's taxonomy places the organism in Eukaryota, Metazoa, Arthropoda, Insecta, Diptera, Culicidae. The coding region runs from base 1 to 2694 and encodes 897 amino acids. The record is from RefSeq and is a predicted model, not a curated record. Gene Ontology annotation, biological process: DNA integration. Gene Ontology annotation, molecular function: nucleic acid binding. The transcript is spliced from 2 exons.
AUGACCUUUGGGGCGGCAUGUUCUCCAAGCAGUGCACACUACGUGAAGAAUCGAAACGCUGACCGAUUCGAGGAGCAGUACCCUAGGGCGGUGCAGUGUAUCAAGUACGAGCACUACGUUGAUGACAUGCUGACAAGCGUCGAAACCGAGGAGGAGGCGGUGAAGCUAGCUGAUGAGAACCUUAGUGUCGGUCCGGAGAUGUCAACAGAAAAGGUCCUCGGGAUGUGGUGGGAAACUACAACCGACACCUUCACAUUCAAGUUGUCACCGAAACACGACGCGGAGCUGCUAUCUGGUGCCAGGAUACCUACGAAACGGGAAGUCCUCAGAACCCUGAUGACAGUGUACGACCCUAUGGGGCUCAUCGGUAACUUCCUGAUCUACCUCAAGAUUCUGCUGCAGGAGAUUUGGCGCUCCGGAUCUGGCUGGGACGACGAGAUCAACGCACGACUAACCGAAAAGUGGCUGACGUGGAUCGAAACUUUGCUUCGGCAGGUCCGACAGGUCAGGAUUCCUCGCUGCUACCGUACUACGACAUCCGCUGAAUCCAGUAACAGCAUCGAACUCCACAUCUUCUGUGAUGCCAGCGAGAAUGGAAUGGCUGCCGUAGCAUACUUCAGAUUCGAGGAAGAAGGGAAGGUGGAGUGUGCUCUAAUCGGAUCGAAAACUCGUGUGGCGCCGUUGAAAUUUCUCUCGAUUCCUCGCCUCGAGCUGCAAGCCGCAGUAGUUGGAGCACGUCUCGCCGGCAGCAUUGUGAGUUCGCAUAGAAUCCGGAUCACACGACGCAUUUUCUGGACCGAUUCCCGCGACGUAGUGUGCUGGCUACGGUCUGAUCAUCGGCGCUAUAGCCAAUUUGUGGCCUUCAGGAUCAGCGAACUGCUCGAUACGAUGGAAGUGGGAGAGUGGAGAUGGCUGCCGACCAAGCAGAACGUAGCGGACGAAGGAACGAAGUGGCAAAGGUUGCCGGACUUUCAGCCGGAAAGUCGUUGGUUUCGAGGACCAGACUUCCUACGAGAACCCGAAAAUUCGUGGCCUGGCGAUGCUGGAGAUCAUGGAACGACAAUGGAAGAGAUCCGUGCCAGCGUUCUAAACCACCAAGGAACCAAACCACUGAUCAUUUCAUUCGAACGUUUUUCGAAAUGGAAACGACUUUUGCGGUCCGUCGGAUACCUACAUCGUUACUUCAUCAACUUUCAAAACACCGUCAAGAAAACCACCCUAGUAAGAGGCGCUCUGACGCAGGAGGAGUUGAAGCUGGCAGAGAACACGAUCUACCAAUGUGUUCAGCAGCAGGCUUUCCCGGACGAAGUUCGAUUGAUUCGCAGCCAAGUAAAAGAAGAUUCACCUUGGGAACGUACUCUACCGAAAUCCAGUGCGCUGUACAAACUGAAUCCGGUCAUCGAUAAGCACGGUGUUCUACGAAUGCGAGGACGUAUCGGUGCCUGUGAAUGGGCAGAUGAGGCUACGAAAGAUCCCGUUAUACUCCCGAGGCAACAUCAUGUUACCAACCUGUUGAUUGCUGAUUACCAUGCUACGUAUCAUCAUCAGAACCACCAAACAGCACUCAACGAAAUCCGCCUCAAGUACAACAUUCCUCGUCUCCGCUCUGAGUUUGACCGAGUCCGAAGAAACUGCCAACGGUGCAAAAUCCGACAAGCGAACCCGAAACCUCCCGCGAUGGGGAACCUUCCGCCCGCCCGGUUGGCAGCGUAUCAGCGCCCAUUCUCGUACACCGGAAUCGACUACUUUGGCCCAAUGUCUGUGUUAGUUGGCAGACGUACCGAAAAGCGAUGGGGAGUCCUGCUCACCUGUAUGACUACCAGAGGAGUGCACAUCGAGAUCGCGCAUUCGCUGAACACAGACUCGUGCAUCUUGGCGCUGCGUAAUUUCAUCGCGAGGAGAGGCUCGCCCUUGGAGAUCCUGAGCGACCGGGGUAUCAACUUCAUCGGAGCCUCUAGGGAGUUAUGCGAGGCAUUGAAGCAGAUCGACGAAGAACGUCUGAAGGUGGAAUUCGUCAGCCCGACCACCAAAUGGACGUUCAACCCUCCAGCCGCUCCACAUUUUGGUGGCUGCUGGGAGCGCCUGAUACAGUCGGUGAAGAGAACUAUGAACGACUUCGACCCCCCGCAUUUACCCUCGGACGAGAUUCUUCGUUCCAUGUUGAUGGAGAUCGAGAUGAUCCUGAACUCUCGACCGCUAACCGACAUACCGAUCGACAACGACAGUGAACCACCCCUCACACCCAAUCACUUUUUGUUAGGGUCAUCUAACGGCAGUAAGCCCCCGAUCAUUUUCGACGACAGACCGAUUGUGCUGAAGCGUUCCUGGAAGAUGGCACAACAGUACGCAGACACGUUCUGGAAGAGGUGGGUGAACGAGUAUCUGCCCACGUUGACACGCAGGACCAAAUGGUUUCAGCCCGUGAAACCCAUCCAAGAAGGUGACCUAGUGAUCAUCAUCGACGGAAAUCUCCCUAGGAACUACUGGCCAAGAGGACGAGUGGUCAAAGCGAUCGCAGCCCAAGACGGGCAGGUUCGUCGCGUGACAGUGCAGACAUCGAAGGGGCUCUUGGAAAGACCGGCGACCAAGGUUGCUGUAUUAGACGUCGGUGCAACAGGAGGUAAGCCACAGGACGACAGUGGCGUACCGAGGAGGAGUGUCACGACGGUGCAGAGUGACGCACCUCCCCAAUAA